Messenger RNA from Physcomitrium patens, 2307 nucleotides. Its product is annotated as putative protein S-acyltransferase 14. NCBI's taxonomy places the organism in Eukaryota, Viridiplantae, Streptophyta, Bryopsida, Funariales, Funariaceae. Gene Ontology annotation, molecular function: palmitoyltransferase activity. The record is from RefSeq and is a predicted model, not a curated record.
GUCAUCACCCUUGUCUUCGUCCAUCUCCGACGUCGGGGAAAGAGAGUGCGAAGAAGCCUCGUGGUGCUGGAGAAGAGACAUGGAUCGCCAAACCCUAAGCAGGCGUUUCUCUGUGCAGCUACCCCGCGCUACACGUCCCUCGUCGUCCCCAUGCCCUCCAGAUUCUUCGAGCCUUUGAAGCAUGAUCGUUGGUUGCUGUAUAUGCUUGAGAUCUGGAACAGAGUGUGGAUCGAAGUUAGAGAGACGAGGGAGUCGGGUUGUUGUAUGAGGUUUGAAACCCGCAUUGGAGAUGUUGUUUUGGAUAUGAUUUUCGAAGGCUCGCAAUAUUUUUCUAAAUCGUAGUAGAACUCGGAGAAAGCUGGCGAUAUCCCAACCAAGGUCUUUGAAGCGAGUCUUAUCAGACCUGCACCCAUUUCCCAUUCUGGUAGUCACGCCCACCAUGGCUUGGAAUGUGUUCAAGUUUUGUACGGGUCUCAAGGCUGUCGGUUCUAUUAUGGUGCUGGUGGUGCUGGGGGUUGUUGGGGUAUCCUACUAUGCCGUGGUGAUUACCAAUUAUGGACCAGAGCUUGCCAGAGGUGGCUCUGACGCAUUUACGGCUUUUCUUGUACUCUUUCUCUUUCAUGCUCUAUUGGCGAUGCUACUAUGGUGCUAUUUUUCGGUUGUGUUUACUGAUCCUGGUGGUGUGCCACCGUCGUGGCGACCUUCUUCAUCCGAGGAGGACCUAGAAGUGCCAUCUUUACCUUUGACACAAAAUUCUUCACAUGAUUCAGCUAAGAUUCCGACGAUGAGUCAAAGUGGUCGGGCUCGCUACUGUCGGAAGUGCUCUCAGUACAAGCCUCCACGUUGCCAUCAUUGUUCCGUAUGUGGCCGGUGCAUUUUGAAGAUGGAUCACCAUUGUGUAUGGGUGGUGAACUGCGUCGGUGCUUGUAAUUAUAAGUAUUUCCUUCUUUUCCUCUUUUACACCUUGCUGGAGACUUCGGUGGUUACGGUGUCGCUAUUGCCAGCAUUUAUUGCGUUCUUCGGGGACGUGGAAGAGACAGCUAUUCCCGGUUCUCUGGUAGCUACCUUCCUCGGGUUUGUGCUGAACAUGGCAUUUGCUUUAAGUGUUCUUGGUUUCCUCAUUAUGCAUAUUUCUCUUGUUGGUGGCAAUACAACCACCAUCGAGGCUUAUGAGAAGAAAACAUCUACGAGGUGGCUAUUUGAUUUGGGGUGGAAGAGAAACUUCGAGCAGGUUUUUGGCACAAGGAAGCUCUAUUGGUUCCUUCCAUUGUACGAUAAGGAAGACUUGAGAAAGAUCACUGCAUUGAAUGGGCUCGACUACCCUAUGAGGUCUGAUCUAGAAGGCCAGGAGUAUUAGACGGGGAUUUGUGUUGUGGCAGACAAGUAUUUGCGAGGGUCGAAGUUCUUUGCUGUCACAGGGUUUUAAAGAGGAAUUUCGGCUCGUUUCACGCCCUCUUGAUAUUUCUUUUCUGACGAAGUAACCAAAUCAGAUGAUCUUAGAAGCUUAAGUGAAAGUAUUGGACGAUAGCUAUGGCGUUGUUUUGUUACGUCUGGCCAUUUUACUUGCCCUGAAGCAAUUGUGUUCCUUUCAGAUGCUUGGUUUCUUCACACAUGCCUGGAGGUCUCUGCUUCCGAUUUCUGCUAUGUUAUUUGUAAUGCUAAUGUAGGAGGGAGUAAGAUGUUUUAGUUGAUGACACGGAAGAUGGUAGGAGAUAAGACGGAGCACUCAACAGCAGUCUUUUUAGUUCACAUGUUUGAGCCAAGCAUCCGCCUCUAAUUAGGCCAUAUAUUUUUGCUGGCAAUAGUCGUUGUCAACCGUACUUUGCACAUUGACAACAUGGUGCCAAGAGAGUGGUUGCCUGGUGGUGUGGUCAAGCUUGAAUGCUGACCAAGCCUGACAUUAGAGAUGAAGACAUUAGCCUAUACUCUCAGAGAUGAAGUAAUUUGUGAAGUGCUGGCUGACCUCAGGCGAGGCUGUGAUACCUCCACCUGUGGUUUCCACUAGCUCUGGUUAAGAAUCUGGAGCAGUUUGGAGCAAGGCAGUCUAUGAUUUCUCACUACUCCCAAUAUUGUACACUGAAAGCAUUAAUUAAAGCCUCUAAGGUUAAGAGGGUCUGUAUUUUAGUUGCUUACAGGGCAAUAUAUCUUGUGGAGCUUUCUUCACUUGUCAGCAGCCAGGUUGCGUUGAACUGGGAUGUAAUCAUGGGGUUGGGUCAGAGUCGUACUGUGCUUAGGCUUCAAAAAUGUAUUUCCUGGAAAUAAUAAUUCAAGUAAAUAAAGCAAUUUUAGGAGGCGCUUCUCUUUCAA